AUUUCCGGGUGCAUCCUAGCUAGCAUCAUCUGCUCCUCGGUCCUUCUCUGUCCGCUGAUCACACGUCCUCCACAGGCCAGGACAAGCACCGAGCCCUGCAUUUCAGCACCGGCUCCAUGUAUAAUUGAUGUCUACCAGCUAAAGCCAAAGCGGGCGCAGCAGGGCGGCCAGCGGAACGAGUCAUGGCGGCGUCGCUUCUCUCCGAGACCGACAUCAGGCACCGGUCUAUGGCGGAGGAGGAUCCGAACGGCAACGAGCAUGGGGCGGCUGCACGCAGCGCGGCACCUCGAUGGGGUCCUCAGCACGCCGGGGCCCGACAGCUAGCGACGCUGUACUCGCCUGGUAAACGGCUCCAGGAGUGGAUAUGUGUCGUUCUGUGCCUCUUUCUUUUCAUCAUCAACUUCUCCUUCCUCGUCCUCCAUUUCUCCACUGUUCACAUCUUCAAGAUCAUCCUAGGCAUUGUCCUAGGAAUAGUGACAGCGGACUUUGCAUCAGGGAUGGUACACUGGGGAGCAGACACUUGGGGAUCUGUGGAUAUUCCUAUAAUUGGCAAGGCUUUCAUCCGGCCAUUCAGGGAGCACCACAUUGACCCCACUGCCAUCACUCGCCACGACUUUAUUGAAAUAAAUGGCGACAACUGUAUGAUCCCCAUCCUCCCGCUGGCCUACAUGGCCUACAAGUUCCUCACUUACUCACCAGAGGCCUUGGCUACAUCUUAUCCUUGGGACUGCUAUGUCUUUGCGCUGGCGGUCUUUGUAACUCUGACCAAUCAGAUCCACAAAUGGAGCCACUCGUACUUCGGGCUCCCGCGCUGGGUUCGGCUGCUUCAGGACUGUCACCUAGUCCUGCCCCGAAAGCACCACCGCAUCCACCACGUCUCCCCACACGAGACCUACUACUGCAUCACUACAGGUUGGUGUAACUACCCUCUGGACCAGCUCGGCUUCUGGAGGUGGAUGGAGCGCGCCAUCGAACACUUGACGGGACUGAAGCCUCGAUCAGAUGACAUGGCCUGGGCAAAGAAAACCCACUGACAACAAACUUAACAUUCUUCUCAUUUCUUUACGCUUCUGGCUUUUUGCAAAAAAAUCCAAGAUGGUUGCCGUGACUUGGGUUGUGUUCUUCAGUGGCCACUGGGCUGGUUGGUUUAGCUGUGUUUCACCAGUUUGUGCUUGAUAUGUGGGAGCGUGAUGUUCUUGGAGGUUGGGCUCUCCAGGACUGACGCCAUGUUGCCUGUCAUUGGUACAUUCUUCAGACAUACAGGGUCACGUGCGUUCACUGUAAUUUCUGAUUUGUUUGCUUAAAAACAUUUUCACAUAAUUGCCCAUGCUAAGAACUUAUUAAGAACUUAAAGGUGUAUUGCGCAACUUUCCUGUUGGAGGGUCCGCAACCUGUUUGUCUUCAUGGAGAUGUUAAUGCUGUGGUUUAAAUUCUAAGUGUGAUAUUCAGCUAAUCUGUCUUGCAUUUUUAUAUCUUAAAAACAUUAUUUCUUACCAUGAAUGAGGUAAUUUGGCCUGCAAGUCUCCAUGAAGUUUAUGGCCAUACUGUGGAACAUUCUAGACACAUCUCCAUGGAGACAAGCAGGUGACAGAUACACAAUAAUGCACCUUUAAGAAAUAUUUAUAGUGUAAGAUAGGAAAAUGGCAUAUUUGGUGUGUGAAAAAUAUUGCUGUUAGGAUAACAUUUGAAUCUGUAAGGAUGUUUAAAGUUAUAGACGUGUUGAUAAAAGUCCUUUAUCACGCUAUGUUUAAGGCAACCUCUGCAUUAUUCAAUUUAGCUUAUUUGACUCAAUUACAUCCCCCCGUCCCCAAAUUAAAAUGUUGUCUCCUUUAGGGCUAGAGUGAGUAGUGGAGUGCAUUAUCUCCCAGUGUUAUCUAAUGUCAUGGAUAUUCAGUCAUUAUAUACACUGGGGAUUGGACCAAAGGUGGAGCUUUAAUUGAAGUUCUUGUCUUUUAUGGAGACAAGAUUAAAACACGCUCUACCACACUUUUCCAAACAGGCCACACUUCUUCAUAAACAACAUUAUGAACAACAUUUAAAAAUACUUACAGAUACAAUGAAUAGUUAUUCAAAAAUACACGUGUGUUGUUGGUGUAACAUACAAGGUUAUGUUUCUUAAAAGGUCUUCAUGAGAAAUAUUUGUGUGGAGAAUUUAGGGUAAGUCCAUCGUGUGAUAUGAUAGAACUAAGACUAAGUGGUUGGUAAAUAAGCAUUUCGUUUUUUUGCACUUUUUGAGGAGACAGCCAUCAAGCGGUUUCUACGCCAUGUGCUCAUAGGCAGACAAACCAGUGGCUCAAGUUUAUGCUGUUCAUUGACUUAAGAUUGAGUUUGCAGUUUAGCAUCACUUGGCUUUUUCUCCACCUCAGACAGUUAACAGCAUUUGUUCAGCACUAAUAAAAUGCAAUUACGAAGAGGAUUGAAAUGGGGGCUCAUUGCUGUACGACAUUCCACGCUCUCACACCGAGAAGACAGUGAAAACAGUUGUGUACGACGCUAAUUAGUGCCACUGAACGCCACACUGUGCGGAAACUGUAAAAAUGUGUCACAAUUCUGUAAACCCAAUUGUUCUCUCAGUUUGAGGCGACACAAAGGUAAAACGCAUUGAUCACACUCCACUGACUGGUGAUCACUGCUGAUGAGGCUGUGUGAGGAGGGAGAGCUGUGUGAUUUGUUUUCAUCUUUAGAUAAGUCACAAAGGUCAAUUAAAAUAGCACUUUAUUUUGACAACAUACUCUCUGUUACAUCUGUUAUACUUCUAUGCCUAAAAACAACAAAAAGUUUGGGCAUUGUGCAAAUGUGAAUACAAAUUAAUGGUUUGCAUUUUUAAAACCUCAUUUUACUCACAUUUCAACAUAAAAAAUGUUUAAACUGAAACAUUUUAGAUACAAUAAUAGUGUCAUCUCUUAAAACUUUUACACAAAGUAUAAAUAGAAACUUACUUUUUUACUUUGUUGCUUUUAUCGUGCAAAUUCAAUAGUUGCUAAUACAUUUCACACAUUUUCAGUAACAUAAUUCAUGCAGGCCUAUCAUAUAAUUUAGCUUGUAAUUACACUUGACUCAAUGCCCUUCUCUUUUGUUAUUAAGGUUGUACAAUAACAGCCUGUUCCACCUACGUAGUUCUUGAAGCUCAUUGAAAUCAUGUCGAAAUCACAUCUUCUUGCUCUGCUCUGCCACUUGGUUCUGUUGUUUCUGGCUUUAUAAUUUUCUAUUUUUAUGGACAAACUUAAGCCUUGUAGAGUUACAAUUCUAAUGUUCCAUUCAGCAGCUGUUCGCGCGCUGCUUGUCUGCCUUAAUGUUUUUAUCUGCUCUUUGAUUUAAAUAAAGGUUUAUUAACUCA
Boleophthalmus pectinirostris (great blue-spotted mudskipper) is the source of this 3337-nucleotide messenger RNA. RefSeq lists its product as uncharacterized. The transcript has 6 exons. The coding region runs from base 183 to 1034 and encodes 283 amino acids. Gene Ontology annotation, molecular function: oxidoreductase activity. The record is from RefSeq and is a predicted model, not a curated record. NCBI's taxonomy places the organism in Eukaryota, Metazoa, Chordata, Actinopteri, Gobiiformes, Gobiidae.